GGUGUUAAAACUCCCACGCUUUGGGACGCGACUGCGGAGUCGCGCUUUUUCACCUUUCCCUGACACGAAUCCCAGGUGGGAGAAGAUCUCACUUUUUCACGAGAGAUCGGGAAGGCUGCGCCUGCCACGGGUGGGGUGGGGCGUAUAAUAAAAAGCGGUUCUUCCAUCCCUAUAACUCAGGGGGAGGUUUUGGAGACCCGCGUCGCCGGCGGCGGAGGAGGAUGGAGUGUGUCAUCCGAGAAGCCACCGUCGAGGAUUGCGAGAACCUCAUGAGCCUGAUACAUGAAAUUGCUGACUAUCACCAUUUACUGGAGGACGUGACGAUCAGUUCUCAAGUUCUAAAAGCGGACGGCUUUGGCAAGGACCCCUUCUUCAAAUGCCUCCUGGCUGAGCAGCCUGUGGAAAAGGGAUGCAAGCCAGCUCGUCCUAUUGGCCAUGCCCUGUACUUCUUUGGGUACAAUGUCAACCAUGGGAGGAUGGUCUACCUGGAAAACUUGUACGUGGUGGAAGAAUUCAGAGGGAAAGGAAUCGGGAAACAGUUAUUGAGCAAAGUAGCAGAGAUUGCCCUGGAAGCCGGCUGCGCGGAGAUAAAGUUUGUCACCAUGGAAUGGAACCGGCAGGCCAAGGAUUUUUACGUCCGCCUGGGGGCUCACGAUACCACCAACUCCGAGGAUCUGCACUGCAUGGUUCUGGAUAGGGAUGCCUUGCAAAGGUUGCGGCAAGGCGGGAAGGAGAAGAUCCCGCGCUGAACUCCCUAUUAAAUGGGAAGGUGGAACAGCGCCCCCUGCUGUUAUCCACAACAGAGUUUAUAUCAUACAUAAAGAGUUUAUU
This is a messenger RNA of Zootoca vivipara (common lizard), 831 nucleotides long. Its product is annotated as thialysine N-epsilon-acetyltransferase. The record is from RefSeq and is a predicted model, not a curated record. NCBI's taxonomy places the organism in Eukaryota, Metazoa, Chordata, Lepidosauria, Squamata, Lacertidae. Gene Ontology annotation, molecular function: N-acetyltransferase activity.